GUGGCUACUCCCAAAGCAAAUAAAUAAUUAUGCUGCAUAAAAGAAAAACGGCAAAAGCGUAACAAAAGUGUGAAAAAUCGUCGACGACUUCAGCUCAAAAGAAAAAUAAAAUCAAAAUAUAAAAUAAAAAUACGAGUUAAAAACACUCGCACGACUUAAGAGCCAAAAAGCCAAAAGCUCUCAAGUGUUUCACUCUUUUACGUUCCCUCCCCCCUUCCCUUCAAAAUAUUCGCGACUUUUUGCGAGCGUGUAUGUGUGUGUUUUUUGUACGUGCUUAUGGAAUUUUGACAAUUUCGUGUGUUGUCAGUCGAAAGUUUUUUGUUGUUAUCUUUUUUCGAUCAAUUCGUCAACGCAACGGGAAGCUGCUGUGUUGGAAUACGCGCUCACUGUGUGAGAGAGGCUCUCCCAAAAGUCGUGUGGUUGCCAGGAUGCAGAAAACGCGGCAUUAGCCACAGCAGCCAACGGAGGAGCUAAAACGCAGGACACGCAGUAGCAGGAGGAGCAGGCCCAGCAGAAGCCAAGACGCGAGAGCAAUCCGAGAGAGAGAGAGAGAGAGAAGGAGUGAGAGAGAGAGAGGAAGAGCAGCAGAGGUUUUUGUUAACCAUGUCACAGCAAGUGUACUCGGCGCAUCCAGCGCUGGCCGCUGAGCAGCUGGCAGCGCCGAGCAGCUCCACAAACGCCACAAGUGGCACCAUCAGCGGCAGCAGGCGGAAGGUCACGCCCAAAAAGUACACACUAAGCAGAAGCUGUGCGGCGCUAGCAGCUGCAGCAGCGGCAGCCAAAGCAGCAGCAGUCGCAGCAGCAGAGGCUGAGGCAACAACAGCAACGCCAACAACAACAACAGCAACAACAUCAAGGACAGCUAGCGGCAGCGAAUCGUGCCACACGCGCAAAACGCAGCCGACGCGAACAAAUUUGGCGGCGGUGGACGAUGAUGAUGACAUCGAGUGCGAGGAUGUGGACGAUGUCAACUUUGGCGUGCAGCAGCAGCAGCAGCAGCCGAUUGUGAGGCAAACAACAACAACAACAACAACCAAAGACAAUGGCUACGAUGAGACGGACCAUGUGCAGUUGCGCCACAAGCGCCACAGCCGACAAAUGCCACACAAACAGCUGGACCGAGGGGGAGGUGGCGGCGGCGGCGGCGGACUGAUGGCCGCCUCAGCGACAGCUCUGACUGGUUCCAUUAGCGAUCUGAGCAGCAUACUAAGCUCGCCCUCGGCCAGCACUGUCUCCUCGGCGCAGUCGACGCCCACGCGAACGGCGCCGUUGCAGCUGCAGCUCCAGCUGCAGCACAGCCAUCAGCAUUGCUGCCACAAGCAGUCGAAGCAGUCGGCGGCAGCAGCAGCAGCAACAGACGGAGCCACACACCAGCCACAUCAGCAGUCGAGUCGCCACCAGCCGAAGCAUCAACAGCAGCAUCAUCAUCAUCACCAUCAUCAUCAUGCUGCGGCCGCUGCUGCAGCGGGCUGUGGCGCCACCGCCAACGCCGCCAGCUCCUUCAAGAGCAAGAAACUUGAUCCGCGCUUCAGCCCGUCACCGUAUCGCCAGCUAUUGCCCAUUUUCCUGUGCCUGCUCUCGUUUGCGCUGGUCUUUGCCACGUUAAUUGUUUACAUGGACACAACAGAAAUCCGGCAUCAGCAAUUCCGGCUAAACAUGUCGCGCGACUACGAGCUGAACAGCGUGGCGCAAGACGAUCCCGCACUAAUUGCAUUCCUGCGCCAGAUCCAUAUGCGCAAGUAUAUGUAUAUGGCCAAAAGCGGCGCCGUCUCCAGCUCGGGCAAGGCGCCAGCUGCCAGCGCAGCUGUACCGCCCGCCGGCACGGGCAACAGCAGCAGCAGCAGCAGCGGCGGCGACAGCGUCGCCGAUCAGCUGGCGCACUAUGUGUCCGAUUUGGUCGGUGGGAAGCUGAAUGGCGCGGUCAUCCAAUCGCUGAGCGGUCCGCUGGCGCAUCUGAUAACGGCGCCCUGGCUGAGCGAUCAGCUCAACUGGAUGGGCGUCCUGGUGGAGCCGGAGCCGCGCUGGUAUUUCGCGUUGCGCAAACAGAAUGCGCAACGGCAGCGCAUGCAGGUGGUGCAUGCCUGCGUUUCGCCCAAUCCCUUUCCCAAAGAGAUAACCAUACACAAUGAGGAUGUGCGCAUAAAUAGUUUGCACGACGAGGAGACGUCGUGGUUCAAUUCGCGUGUCAAAUGCUUUCCGCUCUACACAAUCAUGCUGGCAUGUGAGCGCACCGAAUACGAUCUGCUCAGUCUGGGCGUGCAGGGGCAUGAGCUGGAGAUCUUGCAAACGCUGCCCUUUGACAAGAUCAAAAUCGACAUCAUUUCUAUACAUUUGCUGGAGGAUCACGAAGAUGUGCUCGAUUAUGUGCAGAGCAUAACCAAGUUCCUAGCUGGCAAAUUCUAUAAAUUACAGCGUAAAAUCGGACGCAAUUAUUUCUAUCAGCGGCUCAAUGCCAGCGCCGGUCGGACGCGCAAAAAGGACAUACUGCUGCUCAAGACGCCACCACAAUAACAACAACAACAACGAAUUGAGGACUAAAAGCCUUUAUAAAAUACUUGCUAAAAAAAAAAAACAACAAAAAACGAGCAAAAUUUUUCAUACAAGAAAAACAAAUACUUUCGAUAAACUCAAAAACGUUUAUGUUAUAAUGAUAAUUAUUAUAUAUAUACAUAUAUAUAUAUAUAUAUAUAUAUAUACCAUACCACGCUCUAUAUAUAUACACUAUAUAUGUUAAAUAUUAUAUACAACCCAUACUGUAUAACCAUUAUGAUAUAUAUAUCUAUAUAUAUAUCCAUAUCUAUAUAUAUAUAUGUAUAUAUAUAUAUGUGUGUGUAUAUGCAUACUGUAUGUUUAGUUUCUUUUUGUCUUAAACAAAUAAUCGAUUUUUGUUUAUGCUUUUUUUCCAUUUUUUUCUUUUUGUGUCGAAAUUGUUUAAUAUUAUAAUUUUUUUUCUCUGCUGCGUGCGUUAAAUUAUGUUUAUGAUGCUAAAAUGCGCAACUAGCUCUAGCUAAGGUAUUAUGAUUUUUGCUCUAAGCUAUGCUAACAUAUACUCUAUAUAGUUACAUAUAUACAAAUAUAUAUUAUUUAAUUUAGGCGCGCCCCUAAACUUGUCUUGAUCGUGUAUGUAUAAAUUACAAAAAUUUGCAACUAUUAUUUGUAACUGCUUUUUGCUACAACUACAUAAUAUAGUACUACAAUAUUAUAAUAAUAAUAACUAUACGACCUAUAAAUUAUUAACUAUUGAAUGCUUUAUUUAGUAAAACAUAAGUGAAAAAGAAAACACACACAUACACACAAUAACUAAAUACAACAUAUUUAAAUUAUAUUAAAUUAUUGAACCAAAAUGCAAGCCCAAGCACAUUCAUGCACAUACUCACACACUCACAACACACACACAUACGCAAUUAUAUAAAAAAAAAAUAAUAAUAAAUCAUUGCAAAAUCUGCUUUCAAAA
Messenger RNA from Drosophila virilis, 3454 nucleotides. RefSeq names its product EGF receptor activation regulator Star (gene S). The record is from RefSeq and is a predicted model, not a curated record. NCBI's taxonomy places the organism in Eukaryota, Metazoa, Arthropoda, Insecta, Diptera, Drosophilidae.